Lobosporangium transversale is the source of this 1238-nucleotide messenger RNA. RefSeq names its product ATP10 protein-domain-containing protein. Gene Ontology annotation, cellular component: mitochondrial inner membrane. NCBI's taxonomy places the organism in Eukaryota, Fungi, Mortierellomycota, Mortierellomycetes, Mortierellales, Mortierellaceae. The transcript has 5 exons. The coding region runs from base 38 to 1081 and encodes 347 amino acids. Gene Ontology annotation, biological process: mitochondrial proton-transporting ATP synthase complex assembly. The record is from RefSeq and is a predicted model, not a curated record.
ACUAAUUCCAUAAUCAUACGGAGGAAACUGUUCAGGAAUGGCUCAUUUCACAUCCAGGACAAUUCUUCAAGCUUCAUGGAUGCUUAGAUCCAUGAAUCGCAUUUCCAGACAAGAUGCAUUAAAAUCGAUAGCAACAAUGAAAAAUUCACACCAAACAUGUCUGAUCAGUAAAAGCACAGGGCCUUCGGGAGUCUUCACCACUAGCUCACGUUUGUAUAGCCAGCUGCCAACAACGGUACCUCAAAAGGAUGCAAAUGACCCGAGGGAAGCUGGGAAUAAUGAUGGAACCGAAAGCGAGGCACCAAGAACCCUUUCCUAUUCCCCCUAUGGCGGAAGGUUUGGUGUUCCGGAACAGCCCAUCAGUACUAAAUCCAAAGCCCUUACCCAAGCCAAAUCAAAGAAAUCCCCGUUUGCAAAGGCUAAAGAGGGGAUGAAGAGUAAAGUGAGUGACUGGGGUGAUAAGGAAAAAAACUUGGAAAAACGGAAGGAACUGCUCCAUGAUUUCCAGUCAGGCUACUUUGCUGAGCUUAGUGAGCUUAAUAGGACGGGAUCCAAACUGUGGAAGGGAACUCCAAAUAUGAUUUCUGCUGAUAAAGCAUUGUAUAUGCCUAAUAUCACUGGUACUUCACUAAAGACAUCCAAGCCAGUGGAACUUGUUGAUCUCUUACAUGGAAAGGUCUCUUUGGUGGCCAUUUCAGGGACACGUUUUGGUGAAGAGCAGCUGGAGACAUUUGUGAAACCCUUUUUGGAGAAAUGGCCGAUGGGUAUGGCAAAUUCUAAAGUUCAACUUGUUGAGCUCAAUAUACAAGAAAACCCACUAAAGGCAGGGUUGGUUCGCAUGAUGGUCCCAUUCGUGAGGAAAAGUAUUCCUGAAGAACGACAUGCCACUUAUAUGUUACAUUAUAAGUCCAUCAAACAUCUGAAGGGUCCGCUAAGCAUGCCAAAUUCGUAUCUUGGUUAUGUGUUCCUUGUUGAUGGCAAUUGUAAAAUUCGAUGGGGCGCACAUGGCAAGGCCACCGAAGAGGAGCUUCAAACACUCCUUGAUAGCGUGCAGCGACUGUCAGAACGUGGAGGGAAAUAGAUACAACCAUCUUUUAUUUUUAUCUUGUAGACUAAAAUAACCAGUUAAAGAAAGUGCAUUUCGUUCAACUUGAGAAUUGUGAAGACUUUCAGGUUCAUAAAAUAAGGGAGGGGAAACCUGAAUUGAAACCUUUCCAAUCUGCACGUGCGCACGGACC